Messenger RNA from Ictalurus furcatus (blue catfish), 3014 nucleotides. RefSeq names its product asteroid homolog 1a (gene aste1a). NCBI's taxonomy places the organism in Eukaryota, Metazoa, Chordata, Actinopteri, Siluriformes, Ictaluridae. The transcript has 5 exons. The coding region runs from base 336 to 2375 and encodes 679 amino acids. The record is from RefSeq and is a predicted model, not a curated record.
AAAAACCUGAUUAAAAUGCUUGUUUGUUUUUUAUUGCUCAAUAGGUUUCAUAUCUCAGCUCAGUUGAGUUUCGAUUCUCAGUCAGUCAGCUGCUGCUUUAUUUAUUUGUUUGGGCGUGAAGACUUCAAGUCAUCGUCUGAGCUGUGUCUCAAAUCACAUACUAGUCUACUGCUCAGACACACUGUUCAGAAGGAACCGUGUGCGGUUUGGGACACAGCCGGAGAUUAUAAUAUAGAAGCAGCAGAUCAGGAAGUUAUUCACACUUGACGUUGCUGACUGAAGGCGUUAAAGAUAGUUUCUUUAAGCAAGGCGAGCAGGAUCAAACUUUACUCACUAUGGGAGUUCAUGAACUUCACGGCUACAUCGAGAGCAACAGUGAUUUUCUGAAGACCAGCUGGUUUAGAGAAAGCAAACUCGUCAUCGAUGGAUGCAACUUGUAUUACCGUCUUUACUUCAUGUCUCACCUGGACCAAGCACACGGCGGGGAUUACGAAGACUUUGAGAAAAUAGUUACACUGUUUUUUAAAAAUCUCAGACUCUGCGAUAUUGAGCCCUACGUGGUGCUCGAUGGAGGGACCGACGUCAGUGACAAAAAAUUUGACACCCUGAUGAAAAAUCGCCAAGACAAAAUCAUAAAAGCCGAUGCCUUGUCCAGGGGCCGUUCAGGAGACGUUUUACCCAUUCUCACCAAAAACGUGUUCAAGCAGAUCCUCCAGAAACUCAGGAUUCCCUUUAUUCAGUGUCUGGCAGAAGCGGAUUGGGAAGUAGCCGCAUUGGCCAACGAGUGGGCGUGUCCUGUUCUGUCCAACGACAGCGAUUUCUACAUCUUCAGCAACCGGGGCGGAUUUUUGCCCCUCAAUCAUUUCCAGUGGAGGGAAGUGAGUGUGAUGAGAAAGGGUAAAAAAAAAUUCAUCCCUGCCAAGUCAUACCAUGUUCGAAAUCUGUGUACUGCUUUUAACUGCAUGAAUAAAUAUAAUCUUCAACUUUUUGCCACCAUCCUGGGCAAUGACUACACCAAACUAGACAAGAGUGUGUUUCCAAACUUCUCAAAGUUCUCAACCAGACCUGGAGGAAUCGCCCAGAUCGAUGGCUUACUCGUGUGGUUAUCACGCUUCCCCAACCCAAAGGAAGCCAUCGCUGGUCUCCUCAGGCCCCUGGGGAACGACAUCAAAUCAGCCAGCAUUCGAAACACAAUAUAUCAGGGAAUGGCAGAGUACAGACUCAAUCCCAGCUCCAUUGCCCAGUUCUUCAUAAGCGGAGAACCUCCGAUCAAGCCUCCAGGCCGUUUACAGAACCUGCCGGACUGGAGUCUGAAACCUCUGGCAGAAGGCAAGCUGGCUUCCUCCGUCAUUGACGUCCUGACACUGCAGAGGCUCAUGAUAAACUUCCAGGUGGAGGAUUUUGGGCUGAGCAGCAGCAGCGAGACGUCUCGGCCGAUACGACAGGUGAUGUACGGCGUACUGUUGUGUACCAGGAGGAAGAAAGUCGGUAAACUCGGCACGUCUUCUGGAGAGAACCAGCAAUACUACGUGGAGGAAUACAACAGGCAGGAAAUAACGCUGAGCAGCACCAUGGUUCCAGCUGUUCUACCGACACGUGUAGUAACACACCUUCACCUGGACUCACUGUGGGAGGUAGAGCAGCACUGGCGUCUGCAGGUCGUGUUGGAGGCUCUUGGUGUGUCUCCGGUCGCCGAUUCCUUCCAUGUCCCUGAAGGUCUGCAGCUAGCCGUGUACGUCACGUGUUUCUGGCUAAAACACGCGAAACCUGAGCCGAGAGCAGAAAUGUUCUGGGCUUUACUGACUGGCCUGGUCUACACACACCUGUGCAGAGAACAACAGACUGAGGAAGAGAUUGAACCAGUGAUUUCAAGGUUUAAAAAGCUGCAGGAACGUAAAGGUCAGAAGCUUUUGGACCUGGAGCUGGCUCACGCUUACUGUCAGUGGCAGUCCUGUCUGAAUGACAGCUUCAAUCUGAACCAGCUACUGAAUCAUCCCGUCCCUGAGCCGGAGUUAGCAUGGUUGUUCUGUGGCUCUUUGGUGCACGGUGUCACCCAUGAGCUGAAAAGAGGCCUCACACCCGAGUCUCUUCUUGCCGGAGCCCCCGUCGCCAUCAGGCUUUACCAAAACCUGCAGGCCGCAGUGGAGCGCGAGCUGGACGACGACUCCGUCACGAGGAUCAGGACUAGGACGUGGCCGGUGGAGGAACUGAGCGAGGAGUUUAAACAUCUGAUGGACAAGGACGAGGAUGAAGAUCAGUGCAUGGUGAGGAAGAAGAAGGAGAAGAAGAAAAAGAAGGCGACGACGAGCAAAGAAAGCGUCAGUGUUCGCACGAGACACAGAACCAAAACGCAGAACUUCAAAUCCUACAGCUAAGAAGCAGGAGCACGAGCUGGCAGUAAAUUCAUGAGUUUUUCUUAAAUACUGCAGAAAAAUACGAUCACAAACUCUUCUACUAUAUAUAUAUAUAUAUAUAUGACAUUUUGAGCAAUAUUUUUGGAAGAACAUGUUCCAGAAAUACAGUUCGUCACAUUCAGGGAAGGGUAUUACAUUAUACAGGCACUUAUUUUAGAAAUAAAAAGGAAAAAAAAAGAAAGCAUGAAUAUAAUCGGUGUAUUUGUGCUUCAGAGUCACGCACAGCUUCGCGGUGGAGAAGCUGCCGCAUAAACGCGUGCAUGGGGUAAACCGCGAGCUCUUUUCUUCUCAGGAACAUCGAUUAUUGUAAAAGUCUUUUUCAUUCUCCGUGUUUACAGAAUAAUCGGAGACUUGCACUAAUGUGUGUGGAGGGGAAAUGUUUUGGUUUUUAAUAAUUCUGUCAGAUUUUAUUCCAAUGUGAACUUCUGAAACACGAUCUUUGGGCUUAACAAGACGCUGUCAAGGAUCUUCGGUGGUCUUCAGUCAGAAGGAAUUAUUAUUGUUUAGUGGAGUAUUGUGGAGAUAUUUUGUAACUGCAGUAGUGAUGGUUUUUAUGCCCAGUGUUAACAGCUUGCACCAAUAAAAUCUCAUUUAACUCGA